Cydia pomonella (codling moth) is the source of this 5247-nucleotide messenger RNA. It is a transcript of the gene Picot, whose product is annotated as putative inorganic phosphate cotransporter. Gene Ontology annotation, molecular function: transmembrane transporter activity. Gene Ontology annotation, biological process: transmembrane transport; monoatomic anion transport. The transcript is spliced from 11 exons. The record is from RefSeq and is a predicted model, not a curated record. NCBI's taxonomy places the organism in Eukaryota, Metazoa, Arthropoda, Insecta, Lepidoptera, Tortricidae. The coding region runs from base 263 to 1813 and encodes 516 amino acids.
CGGCUCAGUUAAAACCACCUCUUGUCCAUUGUACCGCGACAGUCGACCGUACUACCUUCGCGGGCGAAGUACGCCGCAACACGGCCGAUCGACUUCACAUUACGCGCGGAAAAAAUCGUAAACAAAAACUAACCAACUAAAUGGUUCAAUUACCAAUAAAAAAUAUAGGUCAAAAAUAGAACAGCCUGUAUGGAGCGCGCGUUGUAGUUCGAAUUUUGAAAAGUGUGCGGUUUAGUUUUUUUUAUUAAAUUUUGCAGUGAAAAUGGGUUUGAAGCCGGAAGAUGAUAAGAGGCCGAGUAAGCUGGCGAUUAUGGAUGAUGUUUCGGAUACACCACGCGGUUUCGGCACACGACACUUCGUCACUUUCAUGUUGUUCCUCGGCAUGGCAAACGCCUACGUCAUGCGGACCAACAUGUCUGUGGCCAUCGUGGCCAUGGUCAACCACACGGCACUGCCGACAACCCACGAAGCCACAGACGACGAGUGCGGCGUGGAUACUAGGAACUCCACUACGACAAUGCAAGACGGGUCAUUUGUGUGGAGCUCCACUCUUCAGGGCUACAUCCUGUCUUCGUUCUUCUACGGAUACGUCAUAACACAGAUCCCGUUUGGAAUUUUAUCAAAGAGGUUCGGAGCUCGCUUCUUCCUCGGUGUUGGCAUGUUGAUCAACUCGGUCUUCGGAUUACUGGUUCCCAUAGCGGCUGAGAAAGGCUACGAGUGGCUGAUCUUGGUCCGCUUCAUCCAGGGUCUUGGUGAGGGUCCAAUAGUGCCGUGCUCUCACGCCAUGUUGGCCAAGUGGAUUCCACCCAACGAGAGGAGUAGAAUGGGAGCCGCUGUAUACGCUGGAGCACAAUUCGGCACGGUUAUCUCAAUGCCGCUAUCUGGUCUUCUGUCCGAAUACGGCUUCUCGGGCGGCUGGCCGUCCAUCUUCUACGUGUUCGGUCUCGUGGGCACGGUGUGGUCACUGGCCUUCUUGUUCCUGGUGUCUGAAGAUCCGGAGCACUGUCCGAAGAUUAAGGAAGCUGAGAAGAAGUAUAUUCUCAGUUCGCUGUGGGGUGCCGCUGGGUCUAGCUCGCCACCGAUCCCCUGGAGCAAGAUCCUGCUGUCAAUGCCGUUCUGGGCGAUCAUGCUGGCGCACAUGGGUCAGAACUACGGUUACGAGACGCUGAUGACGGAGUUGCCCACAUUCAUGCGCCAAGUGCUGCACUUCUCCAUCAAGGAUAACGGCUUCGUGUCCGCCCUGCCGUACCUGUGCAUGUGGCUGUUCUCGAUGUUCAUCUCCGUCGUCGCUGAUUGGAUGUUGUCCAGCGGACGCUUCAAUCAUACGCAAGUCAGGAAGAUCAUCAACAGUAUCGGUGAAUACGGCCCUGCUAUCGGCCUCUUCAUCGCCGCCAACACCGGCUGCGACAAGUCCGCCACCGUCGCCAUCCUAGCCAUCGGUGUCGGUCUCAACGGUGGUAUCUACUCUGGAUUCAAGGUGAACCACUUGGACAUCUCGCCGCGCUUCGCCGGCAUCCUUAUGGCGUUCACCAAUUGUCUCGCCAACUUGACGGGUCUAUUGGCGCCCAUUGUCGCUGGAUACAUCAUUGAGGGCAAUCCAUCGCAAGCUCAAUGGCGCAAAGUAUUCUACAUCGCCGGGGGCAUCUACAUAUUCGCGGCUACCUUCUACAACGUGUUCGGAUCCGGCCGAAGGCAGGAGUGGGACAACCCUGCCGAGGACGCAGCCUUGGCCCAGAAGGCGGCUGACAAGAAACAAGCGAAGAUAGACAAGAAAAUGGCGAAAGACAGUAGUGAAGCUGAGACGGCGCAGUGAGAGUUCAAAAUGGCGGAUUGCGUUAGAGUUGCCAGCUGAAAAAACAAGUGAACAGUUUAAAACUGUUCAUAUUUGUAAUUUCAAAUGUUAUUAUAAUUUAAGCAUCUAAGCAUUAUUGCAAGAAAAUAGUAAGAAAGAAAGCAACUUUAUCGUAAUUCGGACCGUAAGAUUAGUGAAUGACAUUAAUAUUUUAAAAUUAGGUAAAUUAAGAUUUGAUUGAUUCCGGUGGUUUUAGGGUUGUGUUCAAGUUCUACCCGAUAUGAGUUAAUUUUUUAUUUAACUUUUUUUACUUUCUUAAAGAAAUAUAAAUUUAUUUUAUCGUCCCUGGAAAUUAUUUUAUGCACUUAAUCCGUUGCUAUAGUACCUAACGGAAUUAACAAUGAGCGGCGUGUUAGAUGCAACACCGCGGUAUAUCAAGUUAAAAUAGUAAUAUGGAUACGCCUUUAGGCAAACCCACGAUACCUUUUAAACUACUCGAAAAAAAUGCUAUAUAAGUUUAGGUAUUUAUUUAUAAAAUAAUACGAUAUUAAAUAAGCAGUUAUCGAGGUCAUUCACCCCGAGUUGCAACCAAAACGCCGAUCAUGGGUAAUUAAUCGUGGUACGAUAAACUGUAACUGUAAAUAAAUAUGUAUUAUAAAGUACGUACACGACGUCUCUCAUUGUAUUUUCAAAAACAAAAUACUUAGAGAGAUGCACAUCAACUAGGCUGUGAUAUUUAACAAGAAUUUGAAUAUUUUGCAAUGUUUGCCAGCUCAAAAGCUAUUGAUCAUUGUUGUUUUUCAAAUAUCCCGGGAACUUAUAUCGGGUGAACGAAAAAAGGAAAACGCUAUUUAUUUAUUAUUACGUAAUAAUACCAUACCUAGUAUUGUUAAUAGUUAUUAAAAGCUUGAUGGAUAUAAGAGACGAGUGAAAGGUGAAUAUGGGUCCAACUUGCUGGUCUAGGUCAGAUUUCAUUCAAAAUACAUGUAAGUAUAUCGACUUCACAAAUAGUGACUUUUGAUUUUGUAGUUUGAAUGUAAUUGCUGUCAUGUUACUACAAUCGAUUGGAUCGCAUACGUAAAAUAAUAAUUUGAUGGCAUUUUAUAUUACAUUGAUUUUCCGUAUUUCUAAAACUGACUAGAUAACGUCAAAAAGAAAAGCAGAGUAACAUUUAUAAGUCAAACUUAUUAUCAAUCAAUUGUAGUAAUAAUUAAGAUCAGUUGUACAAUUUAUUGAAUUCGUUACCGUCCGAGCCAGUGACAUAGUAUAUACCUAUGUAUUGUACCCUCGCAUUAAAAUUAGUCAAUGGGCAAUUUCUCAAAAAUAAUUUACUACUUACCGCAGAGUAUUCCUAUUUAAUUACAUAUUUUAUUUUAUUUUUUAUUCCGAAAAGGUAAGCAUUUGACCACAAUCUCACCUGAUGGAAAGUGCCGAUGUAGUCUAGGAUGGAACAUGCUUACCUAAAAGAUGUCAUUUCACUCUCGAUUUAAAAAGGUCCAAGUUAUAGUGGACUGGGAAUAGAUUUGCAGGAAGUGAAUUCCACUCCCUGCAAAUCUAUUAUUAUACCAACGUAACAUAAACCUUUAAGAUCAAGUUCGAAAUUAACGUGCCGUGAAAUGAAAACUGCAGUUUCACUAGAUGGCGCUAUAUAUGUCGCCAUCUAGCAGUGAGGAGUGGAAUCUAUCUUGACGUUUAAUAUAUAAUGGCGGCACGAUUUUUAGAGUUAGGCCAAUCAGCAAGCUACCUAACUCUGGAACGAAUUUGAUAGCACAGAUGGUGGAAGUGUUAUCAUAAAAGUCAAAUGGCUAUGAAAUUAUGACGUUUAAAAUAACACUUCCACAGUCUGUCCUACCAAACACGCUGCAGAGUUAGCUUGGACCGACUCUAUUGCAUUCUGUUGCAACUCUGUACUUUUUUAGUAAAAGUGAAUACCUACUUAUUGAGAAUUGCUCAUAAUUCAUACAUACCAUGAUUGUAAAAUUUGUAAAGGUGCCAUUACUUGUUUUAUCAUAUCGGAAUUUGAAUGAACAUCAUAAUAUAAUCAUUGUAACAUUUGUUUAUCAUUUGGCAAAAUUGGCAUACAUUUUAAAUUCCUAAUUCGUGUGCCAAACGUGUUGUAAGUUCAUUUUUUAAUUUCACUGUUCGUUGGAAGCGAAUGUUGUUGCAUUAGAUAAGUCGUUAUGUUUAUGAAUAAGUAAAUGUAAUAUAUUACCAAAGAGAAUUUGAAAUAGAGGUGGUUUGUCAAGAAAACUAUAUAGCUACAGUAAAUUUACUGCCAUCUUUCGACACAUGAUUAAAACUUUUAGAACGCUAGUUCAAUUUGAUCCUUAUUCUUUCACUGAUAUGUGUUAAAUUUGUUAAAUAUUAAAAAGUGGCGCCAUCUAAUAGAUCAAAGGCCAAUGGUAUGGCGGCAACGUUUCGAGCGAUGGCGCCACAACCUUUAGCCGAUGCCCGGUAAGAUGGCACCACUUUUUAAUAUUUAACAAAUUAACACAUAUCAGUGAAAGAAUAAGGAUCAAAUUGAACUAGCGUUCUAAAAGUUUUAAUCAUGUGUCGAAAGAUGGCAGUAAAUUUACUGUGGCUACAAAAUUUUCUUUGACAAUCCACCUCUAUAUUAAAUUCUCUUUGAUAUUACGGUACUAGAUAAGUCUUUUGUGACGUCAUUUGACGCUAUACGCCCAGAGCUAUUGUGAUUGUAUUUUAUAUUUUAAGGUACGUAGUAAAGAAUACUGGCCAUUAACAAAAAUAACCUAGAAUUUAAGGUGCAGUGCAUUCAGCCAGCAGUUUGUUUUUUCAUUUAGAUCAUAAUACGAUUGCCAAAAAAUAUGAAUAGCAAUCUUGAGGCCUCUCUAGUAACCAACUUUCGCUCAAUAGAAAAAAAACACGAACAAAACGCAUCAUUACAAAUGUGAAAUUAAUUUGCACAAAAGCUAGUAAAAAUUCUUCCAAAAAUUCGUAAUGUAGUUUUUGAUCGAAAUUUAUAUCAAUUACUUGUUUUUGUUAAAAAUAACUAAUAUCAACUACCUGGGGUACGCACGGCCGUCCGCUCAGUGCUCAUUGAGCUGCGUUCAAAGACGGACCUCAACUUGCUGCACCUUAAAAAAGUGACGCUAAAUGGCCAUUGUCUAUUAAAAUAAGUAUGAAAGCUUGUAAACAAUUUUAAAGUCUGGCAAACGGUUAUUGUAAACUGGAAAUUCGCGCCUUUCUGCAGUAACGGAAAUGGUUGGCCAGACUAUAAGUACGUAUUCUGUGAUCUUGUCAGAGACAAGUCGAUAUCUAUGGGUUCAAUUGUCGUAAAGGCCGUUAACAGUUAAUAUCCUUUACGACAAAGGUAUCGAAGUGCUUGUGCCUUCGAUUAGGACCAUAUUGUUUGUAUUCCAAUUUUGAAAUCCUAAAGAAACAAAUGCCUCUAUUAAAAUAAACUUUUAAAUACAUUAAAAUGUAUAAAUUGAAAA